Populus trichocarpa (black cottonwood) is the source of this 2469-nucleotide messenger RNA. Its product is annotated as dynamin-related protein 4C. The coding region runs from base 116 to 2140 and encodes 674 amino acids. Gene Ontology annotation, cellular component: membrane; cytoplasm; microtubule. Lineage: Eukaryota; Viridiplantae; Streptophyta; Magnoliopsida; Malpighiales; Salicaceae. Gene Ontology annotation, molecular function: GTP binding; GTPase activity; microtubule binding. The record is from RefSeq and is a predicted model, not a curated record. The transcript has a single exon.
GAUUUUUCAGUCAAAUGCGCCACCCCACUCCUGCAUGCUAUAAAAUUUAGCUUCCCUAAUAUUCAAUCUUUUUCCCUUGAAGAAUUAAAUCUCUGCUUCAUCUAUACCAGAGAUAAUGGGUAGUGGUAGUAAGCCUUCUGCAACACGCCAAGGAUUUGAUGAACGUGAUGCUAAUGCAAAAGAAGAAGUUCAUGCUGAUGAGGCUGUUUUUCAUGAUCAUUUACCUAUUGUGUCAUCUUCAAACGAUCGUAUCAGACCUCUCCUUGAUGCAGUUGACAGGUUGAGGCAACUCAAUGUCAUGAAAGAAGGCAUACAGCUCCCAACCAUUGUUGUUGUUGGCGAUCAAUCUUCAGGAAAAUCCAGUGUUCUUGAAUCUCUGGCUUGUAUCAAUCUUCCCCGUGGCGAUGGCAUUUGCACUAGAGUGCCUCUCAUUGUGAGGCUUAAACAUCACCCAUCUCUUGUACCAGAGAUUUUCUUGCAGUUCAAUGACCAAACAGUGCCGACUGAUGAGGCCCACGUUGCUGAUGCUAUCAAACAUGCCACUGAUGAGAUUGCAGGCAACGGUAAGGGCAUAUCUAACACUGAAUUAACUCUUGUAGUGAAAAAGAAUGGCGUUCCUGAUCUUACACUUGUUGAUCUCCCUGGAAUCACAAGAGUUCCUGUUCAUGGUCAACCUGAAAAUAUCUAUGAGCAGAUUGCAAAUAUUAUAAUAAAGUAUAUUAGUCCUGAUGAGAGUGUUAUCCUUAAUGUUUUGUCUGCGAACGUUGAUUUUUCCACAUGUGAAUCUAUAAUGAUGUCACAGAAAGUCGACAAGAACGGCGAGAGGACUAUUGCUGUGGUUACAAAGGUUGAUAAAACACCUGAAGGGUUACUUGAGAAGGUCACUAGAAAUGAUGUGAAUAUAGGCCUUGGUUAUGUGUGUGUUAGAAACCGUAUUGGUAAUGAGUCUUAUGAGGAUGCAAGGAAGGAAGAAGCUGCACUGUUUGCGACACAUCAACUUUUGUCCAAGAUUGAAAAAUCUACAGUGGGUAUUCAAGUUUUGGCUAAAAAACUGGUGCGAAUUCAGGCUAAUAUAAUUGCCAAGUGUUUGCCUGAUAUCGUCAGAAAGAUUAAUGAGAAGUUGAAAGCGAGUAUUUCAGAGCUGAAUAGGAUACCUAGGAGGUUGUUGUCAAUUGCUGAGGUCAUGGCAGCUUUCAUGGGCAUUAUUGGAUCUUCCAAGGAGUCUUUGAGGAAAAUCCUUGUAAGAGGGGAAACUGAUGAAUACCUAGAUGAAAAAAAUAUGCACUGCGCUGCUAGAUUGGUUGAAAUGCUCAAUCAAUUCUCAACUGAACUUCAUAAAUAUUUCUCUGACCAUACAAAUAACUUUAUGAUGAAUGAGAUUGAGGUUCUGGAGGAAACAAAAGGGAUCGAGUUGCCCAAUUUCCUUCCUCAAACUGCCUUCCGAACCAUCAUGCAGCGACAGGUUGAAGGAAUGUCAAAACUACCAAUAGAGUUUGUCGAAAAAGUGUGGACGUACAUUGAAGAGGUGGUCAUUUCGGUUUUGAAUCAUCACUCAGAGAGCUAUCACCAAAUUCAGUUAUCUACCCGACGAGCAGGCCAUAACCUUGUAGCUAAAAUGAAAGAGCAGUCCAUUAAUUGGGUAACAGAGAUUGUCCAGAUGGAGAAGGAAACGGAUUACACAUGUAAUCCAGAAUAUAUGAAGGAAUGGAACAAGCUCAUGGCACAGCAGCAUACAGUCAUCGACAACGUUACGAAAUUUGCAUCUUCCAAGGUGGUGAUUGAUGGCUCGAGAGAGGUUGUAGUGGGAGAUCUUAGGCGUUAUAAACAUGUUCUUCCUCAAGCUUUUGACUUGAAGAUGAGGCUGAUUGCUUACUGGAAGAUUGUCUUGAUAAGGUUGGUUGACAAUAUGGCUCUGCAUCUCCAGCUCAGCAUCCGAAACUUGGUGAACAAGGAGAUGGAGAAGGAGAUUGUUAAUGAGUUGUUGGGUACUGGUGGCGGUGUUGCAAUAGAAAAACUGUUCGUGGAAUCCCCAUCUGUGGCUAGCAAGCGUGAGAAGCUGAACACAAGUAUCAAGUUGCUGAGGGAGUCUCAAGAGGUGAUGGCAAAUAUCAUGGACGAAAUUGCUUCUGCGGGUGAUUAAGGCUUAGCAGAAAAUGUUACUUCUAAUGCUUUUCUUGUUUCUUUUACGUAGUAAGUCUGUUCUAUUAAGGUGUUUGUUAUCUAGUAUGUGCUUUAGGUUUGCUAACUAGCUAUAAGCUACCAUGAAUGUAUAAUUAGAGAGCUCGACGGUGAACUCUGCCAGGUGAUAUGGGCAAGUACGUGGAUCUCUGCAAAAUGGGACCUCUUUUGUGCUGAAUGUUUUGCUAUCCUGUCUGAAUGUAUAUAACCUUCAAGUGUUUCAAUCCAGAGUCCAGGCCCUUCAAUGUUUUGUUAUCCAUAUUUGCAACUUAUUUUGUAUAACAGUUCAAU